UAGGGCACUAGGAAGCAAUUUGGGAUUCAGUCAGCGAUACAUGUGAGAACCUCUUAGUCGUUGAAUUGAAAAGGAAAAAAAUGAGCGUGUGGUGAUUUUGUCUUUUUUUGUGAGACAGCGCUAGCUUUAGAAAACACUAAAAAAAAGCAGCUAAAUGUUAUCUUGUUGGUGUUCUGAAAGGUUAUGUUUGCCAUCAUUAGCUAGCCGAGCUAGCCGUCGCUAAUGUAAACGACCUGUCAGAAUGUACAGCGUGAAGGUUGGGUGCUUUGGCUUGCUCGCUUCCAGGCAGCUGUUAAGCCAAACUAAUUCGAUUCCUAGUUAUUUCCGUGGUGGAGUUUGUGUACAAGACUUGUUUUAUAAUGUUGUUGGACGCAAAACGUCGACGGUGACGUCAGAACCGGUGAUAAUUCGCGUCCCGAGGCGCCUUCAAGACCACAUAGACAAUGUGAAGCAGGUUAAACGCAAACACCUUGAUAAAGUGGCCACAGUAAAAGCUGGUAAACUGCUGAUCAAAAGCAAGAAUCCAUUACUGAAUCAGUCUGUCAGUUACACCCUGGGCAAGUUUGAAGAACCAGUCCUCACGUCCAAGGGAUGGAAGAAUAGCAAAUCAUUUGGGGACUACUUUACCAUCAACAGCACCCAGAGUGCUCCUCCGUUCCUGCCUAAGACUCAGGAGGAGAAUAAACAGGAUGGACAUGGUCACCGAAGGACAUUCGCUCAACUCCGCCUUUCAUCAGAGCUGGUCGAGACGCUGCAGAGUCACAAUAUUACCCAUCCUACCAUUGUGCAGUUGCAGACCAUUCCCAAACUGCUCCGGGGUCACAACGUCCUGUGUGCUGCUGAGACGGGGAGCGGGAAAACCCUGGCCUACCUCCUGCCCGUUAUCCACAAAUUGCAAGAAGAGAUGCCGCAGAUGGCGUUCGGAGAGCAGAAGAUGCAAGCGGUGGUUCUUGUGCCUUCGAGAGAGCUGGCUGAGCAGGUGACCUCCGUCGCAAGGACUAUGAGCCGACCGUUUGGGUUAAAGGUUAAAGUCGUCGGUGGAGGAAGAGGAGUCGGGAGCAUCAAGGCAGCGUUCAGCUAUGGUCAGCCUCACAUUCUGGUUGCUACGCCUGGCGCGUUGCUGAAGGCGCUGUGGAGACGUUUUGUGGAUCUAAGCGAACUGCGUUUUAUGGUAGUAGAUGAAGCUGAUACAAUGUUUGACCCCAGCUUUGUAGACAUGCUCGAGAAAAUCCUGCGGCAAACCCAGAUCGCUGCAAAUCUCUCCGAGAUAACCGGACCGAUCCGAAAAGCACAGCUGGUAGUAGUGGGCGCGACUUUCCCCGGAGGCGUCAGCGAGCUCCUGGAUAAAGUGACCGACCUGGGCAGCUUGGUGACGGUUAAGAGCCGGAUGUUGCACUACCUGAUGCCACAUGUUAAGCAGACCUUCGUGAAAGUCAGAGGCUCUGAGAAGGUUCUGGAGCUUCACCAAGCAUUGAAGGAGGCGGAGCCUGAUCGUAAAGGCGUUUUGGUGUUCUGCAAUUCGGCUGCCACCGUCAACUGGCUUGGUUACACGCUGGACGAGAUGGGCCUGCGUCAUGCACGUCUUCAGGGAGAAAUGCCUGCCUCGAUGAGGGAAGGAAUCUUUCAGAGCUUCCAAAAAGGCCAUGUUGAUGUUUUGCUUUGUACCGAUAUCGCUUCCCGAGGACUCGAUACGCAAAGAGUGGGGUUGGUGGUUAACUAUGACUUCCCUGAAUCCCAUACAGACUACAUCCACCGAGCAGGCCGCGUAGGCAGGGUAGGAGCCACAGGUGGAGAACACGUCCUGAGUUUUAUCACCCAUCCUUGGGACGUGGCGCUGGUGCAGAGCAUCGAGACAGCAGCCAGGAGGAGAAUGUGUUUACCAGGAAUGGAGACAGAAAUCCAGAAACCAAUCAAAACGUUAUCACAGGAGAACAAAUGAUCUCUCACAAACUCAUUCUCACCGCUUGUUUUUUUAUUAUUAUUAUUUUUUAACAUAAAUCAGAAUACUCAUAAUAUGUUAACGAAUACCUAAUAUAUAGUUGAGUGCAAAAGUUUGCAUCCCCCAUCCCCGUUAAUUGUUGUAAUGGUUAAAAGAAAAAACGUAUCUCUGUUUUACCUGAAAUAAAUAAAUAUUUAUUCCACGAUGUUAAAAAUGAGAUGUAAGUCUAUCUUGUAACCAAAAUAUAAUUGACAGAAAUAACUUAAAAAGAAGUUUUUGCUCCAGAUCUCAUUUGCAGAGUGUAAAAAUGCUCACCUACAGGUUUUCAUAUAUAUAUAUAUAUAUAUAUAUAUAUAUAUAUAAUGUGUAUGUAUGUAUAUAUGUGUGUAUAUAUAUAUAUGUGUGUGUG
Messenger RNA from Ictalurus punctatus (channel catfish), 2348 nucleotides. It is a transcript of the gene ddx28, whose product is annotated as DEAD (Asp-Glu-Ala-Asp) box polypeptide 28. The transcript has a single exon. Gene Ontology annotation, cellular component: mitochondrion. The record is from RefSeq and is a predicted model, not a curated record. Bases 242 to 1939 code for a protein of 565 amino acids. NCBI's taxonomy places the organism in Eukaryota, Metazoa, Chordata, Actinopteri, Siluriformes, Ictaluridae. Gene Ontology annotation, molecular function: nucleic acid binding; ATP binding; RNA helicase activity. Gene Ontology annotation, biological process: mitochondrial large ribosomal subunit assembly.